GUCGGACGACCAUCUUGUAAAGCCAGUCAUGAUGAAUCUACUUCCGUUUUCUGAAGGUCCUUUUAUUCUGAAAGCAGUUUUACUUGAAUCACGUCGAAACACUUCCAGGUUUUGGCUAGUCCGCCGUCGCACAGCUAAAGAGAGAUGUUGCGACGUCCCAAGCCAGGCGGCUCGGAGGAGGAUCUCCUGAGAGAACAGGAGGAGUUCAUCAAGUCUGGAGCUCUCUCCGCUGCCAGUGUGCUCCGCCGGCCGGACAAGAGGCGAGGCGAGGUGGGAGGAGGCCCUGAGGAGGAACGUAAUGGUUGCGAUCCAGAAAGUCACAAGGAUGUGGUCACCAUCGAAGAUCUUCCUGAGCAGCUUCCAUCCCUGACACCAGUGCCCCCUAAGAAGUCCCGCUUCAAAAACAACCGCGUCACCUUUGAGGAUGAGGAUGCGGGGGAGAGGCUAGACAGACAUGACACUCACAUCAGUGCAGUACUUUCCAAGAUUAUUGAACGAGACACCAGCUCUAUUCCAUUAUCACUACCGGAAUUUACAGGCAUGGCGUUCCCCAAAGCAGUGCAUCGCUCAACAAAUGGCUCUACGCAGGUGCCUCUGACUGCUGCGGGUGGGAAAAAGAGCAUUUUUGCUCAACAGAUUGCGGCUCAGAGACUGAAAGAGGGAAAGCCUCAAUUACACUAUGCAUCUCGGGCUACACAGAAACACAAACCCAUGGAGCAGAAGCUUCCUCCUCAGAGGCCUAUGGAAAUAGAUAUGCCUUAUCACACCAGAAACCCAGCGACAUCUCCACAGUCAAGUUCAAGACUUGUUUCUGGUGAAGGACUCGGGUGUGCAGAUAGCUCAGAGGAGACCAGGAGGAUCCACGGGGAAAACCAGGAGAGGAUCCUGGCAAUGUCCCAGUCUGAAAUACUGGAGGAACAGGAGAGGCUCUUAUCUCAGCUCGAUCCAAGGCUGGUGGAGUUUGUUCGAUCCCGCAGAGCUCAGAGCGCCUCGGCUUCUCCCUCCUCACGCGAAGACCCGGAGGGCAAAAGCAUCAAGGAAAGUGUUCAACUCAGUUCAGCCUGCAACAAUGGCGCUGCGCCUUUUCCAAAUCCCAAAGAAGUGGAGAUGAAAGAGGAGGAGGAGGAAGAAAAGGAAAUGUUGUGCCCAUCCACCACGAUUGAGAAUAAUAUUCCAGUGAAGCCUCAGAAGGAAUGGGUGCACAUGGAUAAACUGGAGCCUGAGAAGCUGGAGUGGAUGGGGGACAUGCCUGCACCCAGAAAAACUCAAACAAAACAGGCGAUGCAGGCUCGUUUUGAUUUUAACGGAAAUUUAAUCCCUCCCACGGAGGAUUUGCCUGCCCACUUGGGGCUGCAUCACCAUGGAGAGGAGCCUGAGCGUGCAGGUUACUCCCUACAGGAGCUUUUCCUCCUGUCUCGCAGUCAGCUCAUCCAACAGAGGAGUUUGUCCCUCAGCACCCUCGGCAAUAUCCUCGCAAAGGCCCGUGCCGGGGACUAUCAUUCAACCCUGACAGGUAGUGUACUAGCCACUCUGCUCGAUGCCGGUCUUGUCUUCCUGCUUCGUUUUGCGCUGGAUGAUGGUGUGGAGGGAGUGAUGGCCGCCGCCGUGCAUGCACUCAGAGCACUUAUGGUGUGCACAGAGGAUGAAGAGUGUUUGGACCUAACCUUCCACUGGUUUCAUGGUCAUGCCGCAUUCCCCCUGAUGCCAUCUCAGGAGGAAGAUGAGGACGAUGACGAAGGGCUGGAUGAAACUUUAAAAGAGACUGUCAAGGAGAGGGAGGAGAGGAAGACUGAUCAUGACGUUGCAAGGCAGGAUGUCGUUAAGGGUCUCUUGAGAAUGAAACUUCUCCCCAGAUUACGUUACGUCCUUGAGGUUGUCCGGCCCUCUCCUCGGGUUGUUCAGGAUAUUCUAGAGAUCCUGACCCGUAUCGCCAGACACUCCUCCUCAUCUGCUACUAAGGUGUUGGACUGUCCUCGCUUGAUGGAGACGGUGAUGUCGGAGUUCCUUCCCACUUCCUGGACAGUGUCUUCUAUUUCCCUCCCUCAGUCUGUUUAUGGACUCCCCCUUGCUUGCGCCAUGAAGCUCUUAAGGGUUUUGGCUACUUCUGGCAGACACGCAUGUGCCAGACUGCUGAACUCUGUGGGUGUGAGGGAGCGUCUGUCUCGUCUGCUCAGUGCUGAGCCCAGUGAGCUUCUGUUGGAGCCACAUGAAACCAUCAGAAUUACCACAGAAGCCUACAGGAUGUGGGCUGUGGCAGCUGGCUAUGGCCAGGCCUGCGACUUGUACAUAGAGUUGUAUCCAGCCUUACUGAUGGCAUUACAGUCUGUUCGUAGAAUGCUGGCUCCCUCUGACCCUCUGCGGCUUUUGCAACUUCAGAGGGUUUUGGCUCUGCUUGCUCUGCUUACUCAGGUCACACAUACUGCAGGUUGCCACCAGGAACUGCAGGCUGGCAUGGUCAGUUCUUUAGGGGAUGAAUGUCCUCCUCCUCCUCCUGUGUCAUGGGGUCACGUCAUAGGAUUGCCGGCAUCACUGUUGGGUCAUUUGAAGAGUUUUACGAAGGGUCUUGAUAGUCCGCUACUGAGACAGAGCAGUCUGUCACUACUGCCAGCUUACCUGAUCUACUUUGAGGCCUUCUACCACCAGAUCUCCAAACAGGUUCUCUUCUGCUUGUUUCAGCCAGUGGAAGUUCUUCAUGAACUAGAGGAACUGACAACUGAGGUUCUUGUUCCCCUGCUGUCCCAUGAUGUUGUGCAAGACCUGAUAAAGAACCUCAAGUCCUUCUCAGUAGUAUGUAAUGUCCUGUCUAGUCAUACGGGUCCAGACAUCUCUCCCAGCCUCCCUGGUUUGGCCUGCCCGGGAUGGAGGGACCGUCCAGGUUUGAUGUCUUCCUCCUCUCCUUUCCCUCUUCUCACAAGCCUGACACUCCUCUUGGAAACUAUCACGGGCAUCCACAAAGGCCUCACAUUCAAGUUCACUGGCCUCCUUGCAUCAGAACCUGUGAUUGGUUACAUGCAAAGCAUCAGUAAGGCCACUCCCACCCUGUCUCAUACCUGGUCCUGGCUCCUCCGUCACGAACACCACCUCAUCUACCUGCUGUUGCGCUUGGCAUAUCGAUCGGUUUCCAUUGAGCCACAAGUGGUAAAGCAUGCCUCGCUCUACCACCAGGUGGCACUCGUUCUUCUCCCGUGGUUAUUGCCUGGUAGCGAGCACCUUGCUCAUGACUUGCUCUCAACCAUCAUCUUUAGCAAAGACUUCAUAUCUGAGGGCUACAGCGGCGGUCCAGAGGUCAUCGAGCUUGGGGAACUGAAGCUCCAGGAGGAAAGGAGGCAUCACACCUCUCCUUCACUACAAACCGUGGGAGCUCUCCUGAGAGAAGCGUCCGCCAACCUGCCCUCCAUCCGGGGCUGCUUCCUCACUCACUUCGCCCACCUGGAAUCGUCCGUGCUGGUGUCCCAGGACGCCCUCCUCGCCCGAAACCCCUGGAUCAAAUCCCACCUCCUCCCAGAACUGACCGGACCCACCCUUCCGUCGGACUGGCCUUUCCUUCCACUCGUCAGCCUGUAUGAGAAAACCGGGGUGUCUGGUGGCGGAGGGAUCUCUGUGGAGGAACUCCCCCAGGGAGCUCUGCUGGCAGUCACACAAUGUUUGCAGUGGUUAGUGGUGCUGGAGGUCUGGAGGGAGGAAGCCCUCAAGGUAAUCCCUCCAGUUGCAAAGCUGGCCCGGCUGUCCUGCGUGUUCCUGUGUUCUAGCGAUUUGUUCCUGGAGAGACCAGUUCAGAAACUGACCUGGGCUCUGUUCCGGCUACUAUCUAGGCCAUCCAAACUGGAAUCUCUAGACCUCAACAUCCCCCCUCCAGGUCUGGCCUCCUUCCAUGAUUUGUAUUGUGCUCUUCUGGCUCAGUAUGAGUCUGUGUCCUUCGGGGACCACCUGUUUGGCUGCUGGAUUCUGUUGCCCCUGCAGAGGAAGUACAACGCCACCAUGAGGCUGGCCGUGUUUGGGGAACACGUGGGCAUUUUGAGGUCAUUGGGGGUCACCCCAGAUCAGCUUGGCAUCCCCUUGGAGCGGUUCACUUCUCCUCCAGAAGACUCCCUUCCUCUUGUACGCCUCUACUUCCGCUCUCUCGUUACCGGGAGUGUGAAGCCUUCCUGGUCUCCCAUCCUUUAUGUGGUUGCUCUGGCUCAUGUCAACGCUUUUGUCUUCUCUCAGGAUGCUGCGGCGCAGGAGCUUGAAGCGGCACGACACAACAUGAUGAGAAAAAUCUACUACAUGACAGAUGAGGUAUUAAAGAAGCACUUGCUGCUGUUCCGCCUGCCCAAACAGGACUGUCAAUUGGGGUUUGACAUGUACAAUGAGUUGCCUUCCAUAAGAGCAAAGUAUCUGGAGACCAUCAUGGGCCCACAGAAGGGUGGCUGCGGUGAAGUGCAGGAGAGGUGAAGAGGGAAAGGAGAACAGCGACAGAAGUGAUUCCUCCCCCCAAAAUGACUUCAAAUCGAGGAUGGGCUUUGGCAUCUAAUGCCGCUUGCUGUGAUUUUGUCCCAGUCAUAACAUUUACAGAGAAAGUCACGAACUCUUGCACUUCUUACCAUCUCAAUGAAUAAUUGAAUUUGUUUCCAGUAUUGUACAUUCUGCCUAACUGCUCCUUUGACAGUUCAUGGAUGGCUCUUGGUGAUGCGAUUCAGGAGAUGGCAAUAGAAUUGUACAUUUUGAUGCACUUUGAUGUUUGUGCUUGACUUAGUUGCGUGACAUUUUUUUUUUUUUUUUUUACAGAACACAGUGCAUGGCACCUGAAAACAGUAUGUUGGAGCUAUAGUCUUAUAUCUGUAAAAUGUUUGUUUUGUAUACCAGUACCGUAAUUCCCGGCCUACAGAGCGCACCUGGUUAUAAGACUCGGUACACAGAAAGAGUUUAACGCCAGCGCCGCGCAAGCGUUAAACUCUUUCUGUGUACCGAGGCUUAUAACCAGUGGUGCUAAUGCUAGUGCCGCGCUAACCCUAGCGUGUGAAAAAAGUUGUGGCUUGUAGACUACAAAUUACUGUGGUUAAAAAUUGCAAUGUAAGCUCAA
Messenger RNA from Syngnathoides biaculeatus (alligator pipefish), 5062 nucleotides. RefSeq names its product RNA polymerase II associated protein 1 (gene rpap1). The coding region runs from base 145 to 4434 and encodes 1429 amino acids. Gene Ontology annotation, biological process: transcription by RNA polymerase II. The transcript has 27 exons. The record is from RefSeq and is a predicted model, not a curated record. NCBI's taxonomy places the organism in Eukaryota, Metazoa, Chordata, Actinopteri, Syngnathiformes, Syngnathidae. Gene Ontology annotation, cellular component: nucleus.